Messenger RNA from Coniophora puteana RWD-64-598 SS2, 3099 nucleotides. Its product is annotated as glycoside hydrolase family 2 protein. The record is from RefSeq and is a predicted model, not a curated record. Gene Ontology annotation, biological process: glycoprotein catabolic process. NCBI's taxonomy places the organism in Eukaryota, Fungi, Basidiomycota, Agaricomycetes, Boletales, Coniophoraceae. Bases 214 to 3099 code for a protein of 961 amino acids. The transcript is spliced from 14 exons. Gene Ontology annotation, molecular function: beta-mannosidase activity.
AGAAACCAUACCCGUAUGCCCGCAAUAACUUGUAGGCUAAUUCCAAGCGUAGGCAGAAGAACCCUUGCAAACGGAGCAGCGCGUAAGGAAGCUCCGAACUCCUCCCGUUAUGCCGUCGAAGGGACCGCGAGCUUAUGACUGGCUGCACCCCUGGCGUUCAGGUAUAAAGUAUGGGUGGACGAGCAAUUCCGAUCAUAUCGCCCUCGGUCUGUGAUGUCGAGGCGGCUUUCGUCGUUUGCACCCUUCGUGGCGCUACAGCUAUCACUGCUAGCUUCCGCGCAGAUCUUCAGCCUAUCGGACUUGUCAUGGACACUCAGGAACGAGAACGGAUCUAUAGUGGUUCCUGGCGCGCUCCCCUCGCAGGCACACCUUGACUUGUAUAGAGCUGGAGUCAUUGAGAACCCUCUCCUUGGUAUAAAUGAGUAUACCGAACGAUGGGUGAUCAACGAUAACUGGACAUACACCGCGGAUCUGUCCCCGUUCCUCGAAAGCUACGACAGCAGUGCUUCCCAGACGACACUGUUGGUGUUCUACGGCAUCGACACCAUUGCUAAUAUCACGCUCUCUGGGCACCCUGUCGCGUGGGUGGAUAACCAGUUCCGGAGAUACGUGUACGACGUCUCGGAGUAUCUCAGUUCGCCUUCCCAAGGUGACACCAACUUGACCGUGGCACUGGAGUCAGCAUGGUACUAUGGCCAGAAUGUGUCCACGCUCCCUGGAUCAGAGUAUUUCCCCAACACUGCUAACGUCACCACCGUCGACGACUUUGAAUAUCCAAAUGUCCGUGAAUGGAUUCGGAAAAUUGAUGACGACUUUGGGUGGGACUGGGGUCCGGCGUUCGUUCCCACCGGGAUCUUCAAACCUGCCUACCUUGUCACACUUGCGACAAACGCCACAUCGUCUCAGACAUCGACAUCGAACGCCAGCGCGAUCUUUGUCGAUGAGCUUUCAUUAGAUAUCUACAAGUACGGUUCAAACUCUUCGGCGACUCCCGAUCAGACUGCGGAUUGGGUCGUCAAUGUAACCUACGGGCUGCGAUCGGUGUCGGCAUACAGUCAACCUACCGUCGUACUAUCCAUUCCUGAGCUCAACUUAGAAUCGCAGCCCCUGGAGCUUGAUCCCAUAGCCACAUCUACCAGCAAAGCAUCAUUUUCCAGCGUAAACUGGACCAUCCCGGACGAUGUUCCCGAGCGCUGGUACCCUGCGGGAUUGGGGACACCCAAGCUAUACAACCUGACCAUCACGCUCUACCCGUCGGGUGCCUCCACUUCCGCGAGCGACGCCAUCUCGCAGACCAUUACGACGGGGUUCCGUACCAUCCAGAUUCUACAGACGCCGUACUCGGCGCAGGAAGUCGCAGAACGGGGCAUCACGCCGGGUGACCAGUGGCACUUCGCGAUCAAUGGGCAAGCUUUCUACAGCAAAGGCACCAACAUCAUCCCAUUCGACCCCUUCUAUCCUCGUAUCAACCCAGAACACGUGCGGUGGGUGCUUGAGAGUGCCGUGGCGAGCGGGCAAAACAUGCUCCGUGUCUGGGGCGGAGGCAUCUAUCAGCCGAGCGAUGCUGCCACCGAUGGAGGCCUGUACGACUUUUACGGGCUUUGCGACGAACUGGGCAUCCUGGCGUGGUCCGAGCUGAUAUUCUCAGAUUCGCUGUACCCCAUCAACGACUUCCUGCUGGAGUCAGUUGAACCCGAAGUGCGACAGAACGUGAGGAGAGUGAACCGGCACCCAAGCAAUGCACAAUGGGCCGGUGGUAAUGAGAUCGAGGGGAUGGUGAUAUCAGUGAACGAGACGCUCGCGAACGGAACGCACUACCUUGAUGAGUUCGUGACUCUGUUCCAAGAUUAUCUCCACGACAUUGUUGUUUCUGAAACACACUCGGUUCCUUACACCGACUGCUCUACCACUCACGGUGUCCUCAGCCUCGAUCCACUCGUGCUGCGGUUCCUGAACGGUACUGAGGGAUAUAUCUAUGGCAACACUGAACGUUACAAUUAUAAUGCAAGCCAAGCAUUCGAUCUCACCACCUACCCAGUCUCUCGGUACAUCAAUGAGUUUGGGUUCCAUUCUAUGCCCUCGUUCUACACCUGGGAAGAAGUCCUUGAGUCACCGGACGACUUCGCGUUCAACUCCACGGUGGUCAUGUCGCGUGACCACCACCCGCCGGCGGGUAACCUCUCCUGGCCGAACCCAAACGCGCCACAGGGGCAGUACCAGAUGUCGAGCGCGGUCGAGCUCUGGUUCCCGACGCCAGGAACUAUCGACGCUAACCAGACGUUCGCGCAGUGGUGCUGGAGUACCCAGCUCUUCCAGUCCGUGAACAUGUGGGCGCAGAUCGCGUGGUACCGUCGCGGUGCCGGCCUCGGCGAGAACAACCUUGGAAGCCUGGUUUGGCAGCUAAACGAUAUCUGGCAAGGCGUCUCGUGGGCGGCGAUCGAGUACUCCGGGAGAUGGAAGGUGCUCAAUUAUGGCCUGGCGAACGUGUACGCGCCGGUGAUAAUCAAUCCGUUCUACUUCCCGGGAAACGAAUCACUCACCGUGCUUGCCACGAGCGACCGCUGGGAGGCGGUGAGCGGCACCGCGCAGCUAACGUGGUAUGACUGGUCUGGCAAUGUACUCAGCUCGACAGCAACGCCGGUGGAGAUCCCAGCGCUGAAUAACUCGUUGGUAUACGAGGGAUCUGGGCUGACAACGAUUCUUCCGUCGGGAUACAACGCCACCGACGUCUUCCUUCUGAUGAAUGUGACCGCGAAUGUAGAUAACGCGACGGUGACGAAUGAGAACUAUUUCACUCCAACAUCACUCGCAUACUCAAACCUUGUCGAUCCAGAGAUCGAGUUGACGACAGGCGACAAUUACACCUUCGCACUAUCCGCCAAGGGCGGUGUCGCAGCGUGGGUGUGGCUUGACCACCCGUACGGCACUGUCGGCCACUUUGUUGACGUCUCUACUGGUCUUCCGUCGAAUGGCUACUACCUCAUUCCCGGAAUCGAUCGCACGGUGCAAUUUAUCCUACGCGAGGCACUCUCCACUGACCUGAGCCCCUCGCCGUCCGACUUUGUCGUGCGUUCGCUGUGGAACAACACCCACGCGUGA